Microthlaspi erraticum is the source of this 2040-nucleotide messenger RNA. The record is from the annotation of a GenBank genome assembly. NCBI's taxonomy places the organism in Eukaryota, Viridiplantae, Streptophyta, Magnoliopsida, Brassicales, Brassicaceae.
AUGAAACAGAGGAGUUUGAGUUCCUUAUCAAUCCUCUGUUUUUUCCUCCUAAAUUUCGGUGGUUCUUCAGUUUCAGCACAAACAUGCAUACAAAACCGUAAGAACUUCACACCAAACGGCACAUACGACGAUAAUCGCCGUCUCAUCCUCUCUUCUCUUCCUUCCAAUACCGCUACUCAAGAUGGCUUCUACUAUGGUUCUCUCGGACAAGAGCCAAACCGUAUCUACGCUGCAGGGAUGUGCAUCCCACGAGCAGAUGCAAACGACUGUUCUGCUUGUAUCAAAGGUGCAUCUGACUGGUUAAUACAAGACUGUACUAACCAGGAAGACGCGUAUUACUGGGCUCUUGAUCCAACAAAUUGCCUUGUACGCUACGCCAACGUCUCCUUCUCAGGAUCUGCAGCUUUUUGGGAAACUACGCCGCAGUAUUUGGUCAUGUAUAAUGCAGAAAUCAACCCAAAUCUAACGGAUUUCAAGAAGAUAUGGGAAGGACUGAUACGUGGUUUGAUCUCUGCAGCUUCUGCGACAAAGAACACACCAUCAUCUAGUGAUAACCAUUACAAGGCUGGUGUUGCAGCCUUGACACCUUUCCAGAAUAUGUACGGAUUGAUGCAAUGCACGCCGGAUAUAUCUUCUGGUGACUGUGACAAUUGUCUGCGACAAAGCGUGAUUGACUACCAGACAUGCUGUGCGCAGAAGACAGGAGGCUAUGUUAUGCGGCCAAUAUGCUUUUUCCGGUGGCAGAUGUUUACAUUCUCUAAGGGCUUUGGUAACAUUACGUUGGCUCCUCCUCCAUCUCCUCCUUCUCCUUCUCGUCCUCCUCCGCUGCGACGUCAACCACCUUCUGCAGUUGACCGGGCCAAGACGACAGAAAAUAAUAGUAGAAAAUUCUCAGUGGGAUCAAUUGUAGCUCUUGCUGUUCUCGUUUUACUCGUCCUCAUCAUCAUCUUGGGGCUGCUUGCUUGGCGAUAUGAGGUAUUUUGCUGGAGGAGAAAGUCCUCUACAGAAGUUGAACUUAUUCAAAGUGAAUCACACAGAGAAGUUGAACUUAAUCAAACUGGUGUGACGGCUGUACGCAUCCGGAAAUACAGUUUCGAGACGAUCAGAACUGCAACAGAUUCAUUUUCAGAGAGCAACAAACUCGGCCGUGGUGGAUUCGGUGAAGUUUUCAAGGGUGUGUUACCUGAUGGAAAAGAAGUUGCAGUGAAGAGGUUGUUUAGAGGAUCAAGACAAGGUGAGAGAGAUUUCAAGAACGAGGUUGUUGUUGUUGCCAAACUUCAGCACAACAAUCUUGUUAAAAUCCUAGGGUUUUCAGUCAAUGGAGAUGAAAAGAUAAUCGUCUACGAGUUUGUGCCCAACAAAAGUCUCGACUUUUUCCUCUUUGACCCUGCAAAUCAAGGGCAGUUAGAUUGGACAACACGGUACAACAAAAUCAUUAGAGGGAUUCUAUAUCUUCAUCAGGAUUCACCGCUCAGAAUCAUACAUCGUGACCUCAAAACAGAUAACAUACUCUUGGAAGAUGAUAUGAACCCCAAGAUUGCCGACUUUGGGAUGGCAAGGAUCUGCGGGAUGGACCAAACUACAAUGCACACAAACCGGAUUGCUGGAACAGACGGCUACAUGCCACCAGAAUAUAGGAGCCUCGGCGAGAUCUCGGUCAAAUUUGAUGUGUAUAGCUUCGGGGUCUUAGUUCUUGAGAUUAUAUGCGGCAGGAGGGACAGGAGCUUUAACAAUUUGGGUUUGAAAUUGGUCAUAUACGCUUGGAGGUUGUGGAGAGACGGGACACCAUUAAACCUCGUGGACACAACCAUUAGAAAUAAUUAUCCGAGAGAAGAAGUGACUAGAUGCAUCCACAUUGCGCUCCUGUGUGUUCAAAAAGAACCAACAGAUCGUCCCGACAUGUGGACAGUCAUGUCGAUGCUCACUAGCAACACAUUCAGCUUACCUUUACCUAAUCCACCUGGAUUUUUCAUCCCAAAUACUACGCCCUACCAAUCUACGUUGAGGACUGAUUCCCAUUUGAUCAAUGAUGGAACUUGA